Messenger RNA from Cladophialophora yegresii CBS 114405, 516 nucleotides. RefSeq lists its product as uncharacterized. The transcript is spliced from 2 exons. Bases 1 to 516 code for a protein of 171 amino acids. Lineage: Eukaryota; Fungi; Ascomycota; Eurotiomycetes; Chaetothyriales; Herpotrichiellaceae. The record is from RefSeq and is a predicted model, not a curated record.
AUGAUAUACGUGCUCUACAAGUUCUACUCCACAAGGGAUAUAUUCAUGGAGGAUCGACCAUGGGGACCAUGGGCCAAAGACCGCGUCGUGUGGCCCACCUUCAUGUUCGCUGCCGCGUCUAUCGUCACCUCGCUCAUAGCUCUGGUCGCGCUGAUCGCGCUGUGCUGGCGGUCCAAGCGGAGGCUUGUAUUUUUCAGCUUGGUUUAUGUGGCCAUGGACAUUAUCACCUGGGUCAUCGUUGCUAUCGUGUACAGGGUGGAGAAGACGGAGAAGGACUUAUGGGGCUGGAGUUGUACCGACAAGGCCAAGGCAAUUCAACAACAGCUCGGCAAGCAGGCGGAUUUCACUAGCUUGUGCAAGCUCCAGAGGUCAUCUUGGGUUCUGUCCCUAAGCCAUAUCAUUACCAAGAUCCUCACAAGCGCGCUGUCAUGGUCCUUUGGACCGCGAACAAACUGGCUUGAAGACCAAGAUGGCCUAGAUGUGGCUUUGAUCACCUUCGACCAAUUGACGGGUUGA